CUCGCUUCCGCUUUUUCCGCGGAUCAGAAGCCUGGGGCCCGCGUCCGAGUGUCAGGUUGGAGCCAGGAGGCGUCCCUGGGGGUAGCGGCGGCGGGGGCAGGAUGAGCGCGGAGGCGGCGGACCGGGAGGCGGCCACCUCCAGCCGUCCCUGCACCCCGCCGCAGACCUGCUGGUUCGAGUUCCUGCUGGAGGAGUCGCUGUUGGAGAAACAUCUGCGCAAGCCCUGCCCAGAUCCUGCACCGGUUCAACUUAUAGUUCAGUUUUUGGAACAAGCUUCCAAACCUUCAGUUAAUGAACAAAACCAAGUUCAACCUCCACCUGAUAACAAGAGAAAUCGUAUUUUAAAACUGCUUGCUCUUAAAGUUGCUGCACAUUUGAAGUGGGACUUAGACAUAUUAGAGAAAAGUUUGUCUGUUCCAGUAUUGAAUAUGCUACUAAAUGAACUGCUGUGCAUCAGUCAAGUUCCUCCUGGGACAAAGCAUGUAGACAUGGAUCUGGCCACUCUGCCUCCCACCACUGCCAUGGCUAUACUUCUCUACAAUAGAUGGGCAAUUAGGACUAUUGUUCAAAGUAGUUUUCCUGUCAAACAGGCAAAACCUGGACCUCCUCAGUUAAGUGUUAUGAAUCAGAUGCAACAGGAGAAAGAGCUAACAGAAAAUAUUUUGAAAGUGCUAAAAGAACAAGCUUCUGAUUCUAUUUUGGUACUAGAAGCAGCCCUUAAAUUAAACAAGGAUCUUUAUGUCCACACGAUGAGAACGCUCGAUUUGUUGGCCAUGGAGCCAGGCAUGGUAAAUGGAGAAACUGAGAGUUCUACUGCUGGAUUGAAAAUCAAAACUGAGGAGAUGCAGUGCCAGGUGUGUUAUGAUUUGGGUGCAGCAUACUUCCAGCAAGGCUCUACAAAUUCGGCUGUCUAUGAAAAUGCCAGAGAAAAAUUUUUUAGAACCAAAGAACUAAUUGCAGAGAUAGGUUCAUUAUCUCUUCAUUGUACCAUAGAUGAGAAGCGGCUAGCUGGCUAUUGUCAAGCAUGUGAUGUUCUUGUACCUUCCUCUGAUAGUACAUCUCAACAAUUGACUCCAUAUAGUCAAGUCCAUAUUUGUUUGAGAUCUGGCAACUAUCAGGAGGUAAUAAAGAUUUUCGUUGAAGAUAACUUAGCCUUCAGUUUGCCUGUCCAGUUCCGACAGUCAGUACUGAGAGAGCUCUGUCAGAAAGCUCAACAGGGAAAUGAAGCUCUAGAUGAAAUCUGUUUUAAAGUCUGUGCCUGUAACACAGUCCGUGAUAUAUUGGAAGGUAGAACAAUUGGUGUUCAGUUUAACCAACUAUUUCUUAGACCUAAUAAGGAGAAAAUAGACUUUCUUCUUGAGGUAUGUUCAAGAUCAAUCAAUUUAGAAAAAGCUUCAGAUUCUUUGAAAGGAAACAUGGCUGCUUUUCUAAAGAAUGUGUGCCUGGGGUUGGAAGAUCUGCAGUAUGUUUUCAUGAUUUCUUCACAUGAGCUUUUCAUUACAUUGUUGAAAGAUGAAGAACGAAAGCUACUUGUUGAUCAGAUGAGGAAGAGAUCCCCUAGAGUAAAUCUGUGCAUUAAACCUGUGACUUCAUUUUAUGAUAUCCCAGCCUCAGCAAGUGUCAACAUUGGCCAGUUGGAGCAUCAAUUGAUACUGUCAGUGGAUCCCUGGAGGAUUCGACAGAUUUUGAUUGAAUUACAUGGUAUGACUUCAGAGCGCCAGUUCUGGACAGUGUCUAAUAAGUGGGAAGUACCUUCUGUCUAUAGUGGUGUUAUCCUGGGAAUUAAAGACAAUUUAACAAGAGAUUUGGUUUACAUUCUCAUGGCCAAAGGUUUACAUUGCAGUACUGUUAAGGACUUUCCUCAUGCUAAACAGCUGUUUGCUGCGUGUUUGGAAUUGGUAACCGAGUUCUCACCAAAACUUCGUCAGGUCAUGCUGAAUGAGAUGCUGCUUUUGGAUAUUCAUACACAUGAAGCUGGAACAGGGCAGUCAGGAGAGAGACCUCCUUCUGAUCUUAUUAGUAGGGUGCGGGGAUAUCUGGAAAUGAGGCUUCCCGAUAUUCCUCUUCGUCAAGUUAUUGCUGAGGAGUGUGUUGCUUUUAUGUUAAACUGGAGAGAAAAUGAAUACCUUACACUGCAAGUUCCUGCAUUUCUGCUUCAGAGUAAUCCCUAUGUAAAGCUUGGACAGCUUUUAGCCGCUACAUGCAAAGAACUUCCAGGCCCUAAAGAAAGUAGACGGACGGCUAAAGACCUCUGGGAAGUUGUUGUUCAGAUCUGUAGUGUGUCCAGUCAGCACAAACGAGGAAAUGAUGGCAGAGUUAGUUUAAUCAAGCAGAGGGAAUCUACAUUAGGUAUAAUGUAUCGGAGUGAACUGCUUUCUUUCAUCAAAAAAUUACGGGAACCAUUGGUUUUGACUAUUAUUUUAUCACUCUUUGUGAAACUUCACAAUGUUCGGGAAGACAUUGUGAAUGAUAUUACAGCUGAACACAUUUCUAUUUGGCCAUCCUCCAUCCCCAACCUCCAGUCAGUGGACUUUGAAGCUGUGGCGAUCACAGUGAAAGAGCUGGUUCGGUAUGCCCUCGGUAUAAAUCCAAACAACCAUUCCUGGCUAGUUAUCCAGGCAGAUAUUUAUUUUGCGACAAAUCAGUAUUCCGCAGCUCUUCACUAUUACCUCCAGGCGGGAGCUGUCUGUUCUGAUUUCUUUAAUAAGACUGUGCCCCCUGAUGUUUAUACAGACCAGGUAAUAAAACGAAUGAUAAAGUGCUGUUCUUUGCUGAAUUGCCACACACAGGUGGCAAUUUUAUGUCAGUUCCUCAGAGAAAUUGACUACAAAACAGCUUUUAAAUCACUGCAAGAACAAAACAGUCAUGAUGCUAUGGACUCCUACUAUGACUACAUAUGGGAUGUGACCAUUCUGGAAUACUUGACUUAUCUUCAUCAUAAAAGAGGAGAAACAGAUAAAAGACAAAUUGCGAUCAAAGCUAUUGGCCAGACCGAAUUGAACGCAAGCAACCCAGAAGAAGUGUUACAGCUGGCAGCACAGAGAAGGAAAAAAAAGUUUCUCCAAGCAAUGGCAAAACUUUACUUUUAAGCAGUUAGUUGUUUAACUUUUAAACAAUGGGCUAAAAAUAAACAGGAUUAAGUUUAUAUAAUACA
Molecule: messenger RNA, 3154 nt
Organism: Diceros bicornis minor
Lineage: Eukaryota; Metazoa; Chordata; Mammalia; Perissodactyla; Rhinocerotidae
Gene: INTS8
Product: integrator complex subunit 8
Exons: 27
Coding region: 102-3089 (995 amino acids)
Biological process (GO): snRNA 3'-end processing
Cellular component (GO): integrator complex
Molecular function (GO): protein binding
Source: RefSeq, a predicted model, not a curated record